AACUCUACGGUAGAGGGUUGCUGAAGUGAUCAGACAGCAUGGCUCAAGGAAAGCAAAAGUUUAAAGCACAACGACCAGGAGGUGCUAAAAAACAGCAGCAAAAUAAGGUGAAGGGGCCUAAGAAAGGAGGGAGAAUCAUUGCCCCUAAGAAGGCUCAGGUGGUACAGCAGCAGAAACUGAAGAAGGGCCUGGAGGUGGCCAUCAGGAACAAGAUAGAGCAGGAGGUCACGCAGCGAGCGAGCUCGUCACUGCACAAGCGGCUAAGCGUGCUGAAAGGCAGUGAGGGACAAGGCUCCGGACCCGCACACCCAGCAGGCAGCUCCUCCAAAUAGAGACCCCACACCUGCUGUCCCACUGUAACGCUUGAGGCCAGGGGGUCAGAGUGGACCAGCCAUUGCCGUUUAUUCUGUGCGUGUCGUCCACUAGGGGGCAGCAAAUGUGUGUCAGUGCGCAGUCCUUAGCCAACUGACCAACUUUGACCAAGGGAAAGUAAAAACGAAAAUGUAAUGACAGCAAAGCUUUUGAUCUGCUUAUCCGACAUGAACUGGACGAAGGAGUUUGUGAAAGUGGACCCCACUGUCCAUAGGACAUAGCUUUAUGAUUGAUGAACAUGUACAUCCAUGGUACAGUUUGGCAGUUGAAGAGCACCACGUGGUUGCCCUGAUUGCUAUUUCAGGUAUAUGGCAUAUUGUUGGUGUUUGUUUUUAACCACCAGAAAUAGUUUGUUUUAAGUUUUAGUUGAUCAUUUUAUAAAAUGCAUUUGAAUGUUAUUAAAUAGUCACAAAGAUUACAUCAGAGACUGAGGGCAGGAAUGUUUGUAAAGUAACUCAUGUUUCCAGAAGAUAAAUCGUAUCUUCAUAUUUGCCACAAUAAUACAAAUUGGAUCAUUAAACCAUAUUGCCAUGGUUUAAAAAAUCAAUAUAUAAAUACUUCCAAAUACAGUUUGCUUAUUUGUAUGCUUUUGUGCUGUUGAAACAGGGUAUCUUUAGUGAGAAAUGAAGUUGAAAUUUUCCCACAGCAGAAUCCAAGUUAAAAGUCUAAUUUUUCAAUAAUUAUUACCCACAAGGUACAAGAAAAAGUCAAGAACAGGAAUUGUAUUAUCACAAAAACAAUGUUUCUUUUUGUAAAUGUUCAUGCACAAGCAUUUAAAGGAGUAAUGUCAG
Megalops cyprinoides (Indo-Pacific tarpon) is the source of this 1163-nucleotide messenger RNA. It is a transcript of the gene c1h19orf53, whose product is annotated as chromosome 1 C19orf53 homolog. The record is from RefSeq and is a predicted model, not a curated record. Bases 39 to 332 code for a protein of 97 amino acids. The transcript has 3 exons. NCBI's taxonomy places the organism in Eukaryota, Metazoa, Chordata, Actinopteri, Elopiformes, Megalopidae.